Messenger RNA from Empidonax traillii (willow flycatcher), 1826 nucleotides. RefSeq names its product pyruvate dehydrogenase complex component X (gene PDHX). Gene Ontology annotation, biological process: pyruvate decarboxylation to acetyl-CoA. The transcript has 11 exons. The record is from RefSeq and is a predicted model, not a curated record. Lineage: Eukaryota; Metazoa; Chordata; Aves; Passeriformes; Tyrannidae. Gene Ontology annotation, molecular function: acyltransferase activity. Gene Ontology annotation, cellular component: mitochondrion; pyruvate dehydrogenase complex. Bases 16 to 1512 code for a protein of 498 amino acids.
GCAGGGAGCGGGAAGAUGGCGGCGUCCCUGCGGCUGGGCGGGGAGCGGGCGCUGAGGCUGCUGCGGGCCGGGCGGGCGGCGCUGGGCGCGGGGCUCCCCGUCCCCGCACGGGCGGGAUGGAGGCACCUGCACGGCUCCCGGGAGCUGCUGGGUACGCCUGGUAUUAAAGUCCUUAUGCCUGCACUUUCUCCUACAAUGGAAGAAGGAAACAUUGUGAAAUGGUUAAAAAAGGAAGGUGAAACAGUGAAUGUUGGAGAUGCAUUGUGUGAAAUUGAAACGGACAAAGCAGUGGUUACCAUGGAAUCGAGUGAUGAGGGCAUAUUGGCUAAAAUACUGGUGGAAGAAGGAAGCAAAAAUGUACGGUUGGGCUCGGUAAUUGGUCUACUGGUAGAGGAAGGACAGGACUGGAAGCAAGUUGAAAUACCAGCUGCUGGUAGUGAUCCAUCUUCUCUGGCUCCACCGGCACCUGCACGUCCCUCAGCUCCUGCAAGUCCCUCAGUUUCAACUCCUCCUAAAUUGGAACCUCAACCUGGAAAACUGCAGGUUCGUUUAAGUCCUGCAGCUCGCAACAUUCUGGAAACACAUGGACUAGAUCCAAGCAAUGUUACACCUACUGGGCCUCGAGGAAUCUUCACUAAAGAGGAUGCUCUCAAACUUCUGCAAGAGAAGCAGAAGGGUAAACCCACUGAACUGAAACCUAUGGUUUCUCCAGCUCCUCUCCAGCCUGCUGCAGUGCCUUCUGCUUCACCAGCAACAGCUGCUUAUCCAAGGCCAGCAGUUCCACCACUUUCCACUCCAGGACAACCUGCUGCUCUGGGCACAUUCACAGAAAUCCCAGCUAGCAACAUCCGAAGAGUCAUUGCUAAGAGAUUAACAGAGUCUAAAACUACGAUACCUCAUGCGUAUGCUGCUGCUGACUGUAAUAUUGAUGCUGUUUUGAAAUUAAGAAAACAAUUGGCCAAAGAUGACAUUAAAGUAUCUGUAAAUGAUUUUAUUAUCAAGGCAACUGCAGUUACUCUGAAGCAAAUGCCAGAUGUGAAUGUAACCUGGGAUGGAGAAGGCUGCAGGCAGCUGCAGUCCAUUGACAUAUCUAUUGCCGUGGCAACAGACCGAGGUCUCAUUACACCAAUCAUAAAAGAUGUUGCUGCCAAGGGAAUAAAAGAAAUUGCUGCCUCUGCAAAGGCUCUAGCAAAGAAGGCUAGAGAUGGAAAACUGUUACCAGAAGAGUACCAGGGAGGAUCUUUUAGUAUCUCCAAUCUGGGCAUGUUUGGCAUCAGUGGUUUCACUGCAGUCAUAAACCCUCCUCAGGCCUGCAUCCUAGCUGUGGGCCGAGCAAGACCAGAGCUCAGGAUUGUGGAAGAUGAAGAAGGGAAUGAGAAACUUGAACAGCAUCAACGCAUGACAGUGACUCUUUCAAGUGAUGGUCGAGUGGUGGAUGAUGAACUGGCUUCAAAGUUUCUGGAGACCUUGAAAGCCAACAUAGAGAAUCCAAUACGACUUGCCUUAUGUUGAACUUGGUGAAGAUUGCUUCCUGUUUUGACAGCAUAGAUAACUAUUAUAUGCUUAGGGUUGUUUUUCUGCAUAGAGGAGUAAAUAGCUGGAGACGGACAGUUAAAAAUUAUUAAAUUAUGAAUUAAUGUGAAACACUUAAGUUUCACGCUUUUAGUCUUCUGUAAUGACCAGGUUUUGUACUGUAAAGCUAAAAGACUUUAAUGUUAACUUACUACAUUUCUUUAAACUUUUAGUACCAGUGGCACAUGUUUGCAUAGGAAAGUCAGUCUCAUCUGUAAAGAAAAACUCAAUAAAACUUUAUGGAAUUUAAAAGG